UGAGAGAGAGACAGAUAAUACAUAAGUGCCAGUGAGAGAGAUAGAGAAAGUGAGAGAAGGGAGAGAGAAAAGUGACCAUGUCCACCACUAUGGCCGUCUUGGCGACCCGUCCUGUCCUCUCACCCGGCUCAGGAUCAACUUCCUCCGGGGGAAUAUUCCUCUCCGACCCGAUCUACACCCCCACAACCACCAGCCCUCAUCCAGACUCCCCCUUCCCGCGGCUCACCACCACCGGACUCCUCAACCCCUUCCUACCCGGCUCAGGAGUCCCAUCCGGUGGCUUGGGAUUCACCAACACACCGGUGUUUGGAGAUCGAGUCAUUUCCACCACUGCAACCACAACCAGUGAGUGCAGAAUGGUGGAUGUACACGGAGUAAAAGUUGCCUCUUUCAGCGUCGGAGGACAGGACGAGUUGAUUUGUCUACCCCAAGUUUUUGACCUCUUUCUAAAACACCUCGUCGGCGGGCUUCAUACCGUUUACACCAAGCUGAAACGCCUGGAUAUAUGUCCGGUUGUGUGUACUGUGGAGCAGGUCCGGGUCCUGAGGGGGCUCGGUGCGAUCCAACCGGGAGUCAACCGCUGCAAGCUCAUCUCCAGGCGAGACUUCGAGGCGCUCUACACUGAUUGCACCAUUGCGAGCUCUCGUCGUCCGGGCCGGCCUCCCAAGCGCUCUGUUGGGGGAGGGAUUCAAGAAAGCUCCAGGCUUCUCCAUCCUGGGGUUCACGGCCUGCUGUCACCUGGCAUGCUCUCUCACCCAGGAGGGAGUGCGUGUUCCUGGGAUAAGGAGAGGCUGGGGGGACAACAAGGUCUUAACAACCAGAUGAACUCACUACAGCAACAGGGUCUUAACCACCAGAGGAACUCACUACAGCAACAGGGUCUUAACCAGAUGAACUCACUACAGCAACAUCAGCAACAACUACUGGCCAGCCGUCUCCAGGACAUCCCCUUCAUGAUGAUGCCCCACCGUUUACUUCCUGUCCGGUUGCCCCCGGCUUCGGUUGCCAUGGCGAUGUCGCAGAUGAACCACCUCAACACCAUCGCUAACAUGGUGGCCGCCGCGCAGAUACACACACACACACACCAGGCCCCCAUCAUCAAGGAGCGUGUGUGUGACAGUCCAUCCCCAUCUCCUUCUGUGGAUGACAUACACACUCCUCUCCUGUCCCAGCACUCCUCACCACCCAGCUCUACAGCAUCCCGCUCACCAGACCGUCCGACUCUCGAUAGAGAUGUUACUGAAAGAGAAAUAUUAGUACACAUGAAUAAAAUAGGAAGCGUGAAAGAAUACUCUUCAUUGGCUCUCCCCAUGGUGAAGCCUUCAUUUGAUAGGCUGUCUUCAGGCCAGACCCUGUCACCUGGCUACCCUGCUCCGUUCCUAUUUGCUGAUGGCAUUUCCUCUGUUGAGACUCUACUCACUAACAUACAGGGCCUGCUGAAGGUGGCUGUAGAGAAUGCCCGUGUCCAGGACAAUCAGAUCCAGGCUGAGAAGAGAGAACUGAAGAUGGAGCUGUACAGAGAGAGAGAGAUGAGAGAGAGUCUGGAGAGACAACUCACCUCUGAGUUACAGAGCAGAGCCUCCAUUCAGAAGCGAUUAAAGAAAGAGAAGAAAGCUAAGAGGAAGCUUCAGGAAGCGUUGGAGUUUGAGUCCAAACGGAGGGAGACAUUGGAGCGUUCUCUCAAACACUCCGCCUCCCCUCUCCCCCUC
Molecule: messenger RNA, 1709 nt
Organism: Coregonus clupeaformis (lake whitefish)
Lineage: Eukaryota; Metazoa; Chordata; Actinopteri; Salmoniformes; Salmonidae
Gene: dachb
Product: dachshund b
Exons: 8
Source: RefSeq, a predicted model, not a curated record